This is a messenger RNA of Chilo suppressalis (striped riceborer), 876 nucleotides long. The record is from the annotation of a GenBank genome assembly. NCBI's taxonomy places the organism in Eukaryota, Metazoa, Arthropoda, Insecta, Lepidoptera, Crambidae.
CUUUUAGCUGAUAAGAAGAAUGGGCGAACUCUAUGAACUCAAAUAACGUAUGUACAAACUGCGUGGAGCGGAAUAAUAAUUAGUGAACAUAAAAAAAAACAAGUUAUAUUCUAUAAGUCGAAAUUGUUACUAAAAUUAGAAAAAAAAAAAGAUUUUCGGAAGAAAAGUUGACAACGUUCUAUGUAUAAAUUUUAUCUUGCAGCCUUGAGUACAAGCAAAUGAUUAUGUUUGAGAUUCUAGUUCUGGUGCAUUCUGUGAGAUCGUGUCUCAGUUUUGUGAUUCAAAUUAUAAAUAUAUUAAACAAAGUUUAUUGUUUUGAUAUUUUGUGCGCACAUCACGUACUAAUCGCAUUUGAUGUUCAUUGUAAGGAGUUGAAACGAAGAUCGCGUCUUUGUGAUUGAUAUAGGAUGCAUUGGAUGUGUGACGUCAAUCUACCAUACGUACAUGGCGGAACAGGUGCAUACCGAUGACGUUGUCGGUUUCGGCAUAUCGAGCAACGGCAAGUUCAUGAUGUCCUGCUCCUCGAAGACUGAUAUGGUUAUAUGGGACCUAAAGGGCCAGCAAUUGGACAGGCUCGACACCUACUUGAUGAGUACUCACUCCGCGAAGAUUUCACCCUGCGGUCGCUUCGUAGUGGCGACUGGGUUCUCCCCUGACGUGAAGGUGAUGGAGGUGGUUUUCACGAAGACCGGGGAGUUCAAACAAGUGUCGAAGGCGUACGAGCUGUCAGGACACACUUCGGGAAUUUACGACGUGGCUUUCGAUGUGGAUACGUCGCACAUAGCCACUAUAUCGAAGGACGGCACGUGGAAACUAUACCACACAAAGAAACAGCCGUCGCAAUACGAUUGCCUGUCCGAUGCGCAUAAUCUAUGA